GUUCACCUGAUGGAUGUCCAGAUGGCAGUGUUUCAUUGUGCUGAUGGUUUCCUGAAGCAGCUGAUGGUGACUAAACUGUCCCAGUGUCAGUACGCUCUGCCCCUGCUUGUUCCUGAUCCAGACACACAACAGAUUGAGUUUCCUCUCUGGACAUUCAGACAAAUCAACAAGAGCUGGAAGAUCAGAAACACCAACAAUGAAGCCAUCAGUCAAAGAGAGCCGAUCUACAAGGCAGAAACUCCAAUGGUGUUUUUCUUCAGGUUUGGCUCUGUGUCGUCAUCCAAGUCUCAGCUGAUGAACAAUCUGAUCAAUGAGAAACACAACACGUUCUUCCACAGGAACUGCCCAGGCAGCAGCAGAACCAGAGUCCUGAUGGAUGGAGUGGUGGAGAUCGCCUGGUUCUGCCCAUCUGGAUCAUAUGAUGAUAAAUUCACUGAGUGUGUAGCGUUCUGUAAUCUACACGGUGAUGCAGGAGACCAUGAGAAACAGCUGCAGAUCCUCACUGAAAUGGCCUCAGUCAAUGUUGUUCUUCUGCCACGACUGGACAGUAAUGACAGAAACAUGAUAAAACUUCAAGAAUAUUAUGAGGACUCAAAGCCACUCAUUUGUCUUCACACUGAGGAUGUUUCAACUGUCACUGAGACACAAACAGGACAAUUCACAAUCGGCCUGAAAGGCAGAAAUCAGUCAGAUGUUUCUGAAGAACUCUAUAGAGCUAUAAAUGUUUGUCUCUCAGAAUCAUCUUCCACUUUCAGUCUUAAAGAUGUGUCCAAACACUCAGACAUCAGAGUAGAUGAGGAAGAUGAUGAUGACUGCAGGAGAGGAAGAGCAGCAGCACAGCAGAUGAUGAGUUUACUGGAGAAGAAAGAUCUGACAGAAAUCAAAGAAUCAUUUCUGCCUCAUCAGGGGAAACUGUGGCAUCAGUGGAGUCAGAAGAAUAAAGAACUGCAUCGACCUCCAGCAGAUGAGAUAGAAACUGACAUCAGAAGAAAACAAACAGAGAUGAGGAAAAUCCGUCAACAGCAGCAUAGAUCUUACAUCAGUGAGUUUAUGAAGCUCUUCAUUAAAGAAAUGAACUCAGAUGCUGCAAAUGAGAAGGUGUUUUUCCUCAAAUGGCUCAGAAUCCUCCUGGAUGAAUAUACAUCAGCUGAUAUUUCUGAUCUACAUCAAAAAUAUCAUGAAAAGUGGUCAACAGUAUUAAAACGGAAAGAGUAUCAUUAUAAAUCGGAACAACUCAAAGCUGAACAAGCAGAUCUUGAGAGGAUGUCUGAGGAUCUUCAAGCUGUAAACUUUGGUUUGGAGCACAUCAUGAGGGAGAUCGGUCAGAUCUAUGAAUCAUGUUCAUCUGUUAAUGAGAACAAGAAAGACCUACAGGUUCACUUCUCUUCUCUCCCGAGUCUCGCAGCAGAGAUGAUGAUCUCUGGAUUUCCACUGGAGCUGAUGGAUGGAGAUGCUGCUCAUGUUCCUGUGAUCUGGAUCUCUGCUGUUCUAGAUCAACUCAUCCAGAAACUGGGAGACGAGACCAGAGUCUUUGUGCUGUCAGUUUUAGGGCUUCAGAGCUCUGGGAAAUCCACCAUGCUGAACGCUAUGUUUGGACUCCAGUUUGCGGUCAGUGCUGGCAGGUGCACCAGAGGAGCUUUCAUGCAGCUGCUCAGAAUGUCAGACAAGAUGAAAACAGAAAUGAACUUUGAUUAUAUUCUGGUUGUUGAUACUGAGGGUCUUCGUGCUCUAGAACUGGCUGGAAGAUCAAUAAGACAUCAUGACAAUGAACUGGCCACAUUUGUUGUUGGUCUUGGAAAUCUGACCUUGAUCAACAUCUUUGGAGAAAACACAGCUGAGAUGCAGGACAUUCUUCAGAUUGUUGUUCAGGCCUUCAUGAGGAUGAAGAAGGUCAGACUGAAUCCCAGUUGUGUGUUUGUGCAUCAGAACGUUUCAGACGUCACAGCUGGAGAGAGAAACAUGAAGGCAAGGAGACGACUGCAGGAGACACUGGAUGAGAUGACAAAACUCGCUGCUAAAGAGGAAGUCUAUGAUGAAGAAUGUUUCAGUGAUGUGAUUAGGUUUGAUGUUCAGAAAGAUGUGAAGUAUAUUUCUCAGCUCUGGGAGGGAAACCCACCGAUGGCUCCACCAAACCCAAAAUACUGUGAGAAUAUUCAACAACUAAAGGAAACUAUAAUGUCUCAUGCCUCAGAAUCACAUGGAAUAGUGCUGAAUGACUUCAAAGAUCAUAUUAAAGAUCUCUGGGAGGAUUUACUGAAUGAACGAUUUGUCUUUAGCUUCAGAAACUCUCUGAAGAUUUCAGCUUACAGGAAACUAGAGACUGAAUACAGGAAGUGGUCCUGGAGUCUUCGCAGUGCCAUGAUGGAAUCUGAGAACAAACUAUACAACAAAAUAGAAAAUGAAGCAAUUCAUGAAGUUGAGGAAACUGAUCUUCGGAUUGAUGCUCUGAGGACACAUCAUGAAAACACUCUCUGUGAAAAGAGCAAACAACUCGCCUUUAAACUCAGAGACAAAGCAAACGAUGAAGAAACACUGAAGAAAGUGUUUGAUGAGUUUUGGAAACAGUGGAUAAAGAUGAUCAUCAAAGACAUUCCUGCAGUCAGAGACAUUGACAUAAUGAGAGAUGUGAAAGAAAUCCUCAGUGACAUCAUUCGUCACAGGUCAACAUCAGCUGUUAUUUUUGGUGAGAUCAUCUGUGAGAAACUCAAAGAGCUCAUUGAGCAGAGCGUCUACAAGAAGACUGCCAGAUAUAUAGCAAAUUAUAUGAGAACAAACUUUGAAUCACUGAAUGGAAACAGAUCAAAUCUGGAGAAACACAUCCUGAAGACACUGGCAGAAGAGGAGGAUUUCAACAAAUACAUGAACUACAUCCAUAAUCCCAGAGAUCACUACAAGAGUUUUAUCAGAGAUGAAGUCAGGCGGUACAUCACUGAUCAGUUCAGUGUCAGUGUUUUACCCAAGAUGAAGGAGAACAUUGAACGCCUGCAGCAGGAGAUCAUGAGAGCAGCUCGUGAAUCUACUGAACAUGUUCAAGUGAACAGAGGAGAUGCUGGUUUGUGGUUGAAGAGUUUCACACAGCAGCUCUCAGAAGAGCUGAUCUUCUCUGAAAAACACCUCAGUGGAGUCAAACAUGAUUAUGUUGAGGACUUCAACCUCCUAGAAGAUGUGAUGAGACAAGAACUUCCUGAUAUAAUGUCUGAGAUCAGCAGCAGAUUCAACACAAAGUCAUUUCCAGUAAAUUUGGAUUAUAAUUUCAGACCAGAUGAGCUUCUGAUUGAUCACUUCUGUCAGUGCUGUUGGGUUCAGUGUCCGUUCUGUAAAUCUAUCUGCACAAACACCAUAGAAAACCAUGAUGGAGAUCACAAUGUUGCUUUCCACAGAGUGACUGGAAUUAAUGGACAUUUCUACAGAGGAACAACAAACUUGUGUAUUAGCCUCUGUACAACAGCAGUAGCAAGCGAUCAAUGUUUUUACCCCAAUGGUGGAAAUGAUAAAUUCCUCUGGAAAGAAUACAGAAAAGCAGGAGGAGUUUAUGCAUACUGGAGCAUCACCCCUGAUGUCUCUGAACUGCCCUACUGGAAGUGGUUUGUGUGCAGAUUCCAGAGAGAUCUGGAGAAACACUACAAUAAAACAUUCCAGGGAUGUGGUAAAAUACCACAUGCAUGGAGAAGAUACUCAAAACAGGAUGCUAUUGAGAGUUUGGAUAAAUGCCUUUAAUUGAAGAAAUGAA
Messenger RNA from Sinocyclocheilus rhinocerous, 3730 nucleotides. RefSeq names its product interferon-induced very large GTPase 1-like. Lineage: Eukaryota; Metazoa; Chordata; Actinopteri; Cypriniformes; Cyprinidae. The transcript has 3 exons. The record is from RefSeq and is a predicted model, not a curated record. Gene Ontology annotation, molecular function: GTP binding. Bases 10 to 3717 code for a protein of 1235 amino acids.